ACCAAAAUCGCACAAAAAUUACCAGAGGAUCUUGAAAAUCAACUACUUAACUUUCAGCGGUUUGUUAUCCGCCUUCGUCAAAAAAACGAUUACCCUCUUGAAAUGAUUGCAAACAUAGACAAGACACCGGUUUAUUUUGAUAUGGUAGGUGCCAUGACCGUGAACACCAAAG
This is a messenger RNA of Racocetra fulgida, 172 nucleotides long. Lineage: Eukaryota; Fungi; Glomeromycota; Glomeromycetes; Diversisporales; Gigasporaceae. The record is from the annotation of a GenBank genome assembly.